AGUCUCGCUACUUUUAAUUUAGUCCACUAUAAUCCUAAUUGAUAAGAUUUUCAUAGGCCUCUAAUAAAUUCAGGUUGAGUGAUAGCAAAAUGGCUCCUCUUAUCGUAUUUGGUGAUGGCAUGUUCAGCAAAUCUGCUGUUCAUAGGCACUUUGUGGCGUGCCUUGAGAACAAGAGAAGCAGGUGACGAUCUCCUCGCUAUAAUAGUUGAUAAAUAUCUAACAUCGCGUAUAUGCGAUUGCUGUUGCUCAGACACAUUACAAGCAUUAACACCGUCCGUGGUUAUAGUAUCCUUGUUUACAGAACUUGAAAGAAUUACGGAACCGCGAUGCCAAUGCAGCAAACAAAAAAAAUGAUGGCUAUCAGCAUUUCAAUUUGAAAAGACAAGGAAGGUCCGACGAAGUUCAACCAAAAGACAGCAUCUUCAUGCUUUUCUUAUUAUUGCCAGAACGAAACUGACUCGAUUUUUACAAGUAAACGUCUCCAGUUUACUUUAGUUCGGUCUUCAAAC
Mycotypha africana is the source of this 509-nucleotide messenger RNA. RefSeq lists its product as uncharacterized. The transcript has a single exon. NCBI's taxonomy places the organism in Eukaryota, Fungi, Mucoromycota, Mucoromycetes, Mucorales, Mycotyphaceae. The coding region runs from base 115 to 354 and encodes 79 amino acids. The record is from RefSeq and is a predicted model, not a curated record.